Messenger RNA from Dovyalis caffra, 1695 nucleotides. The record is from the annotation of a GenBank genome assembly. Lineage: Eukaryota; Viridiplantae; Streptophyta; Magnoliopsida; Malpighiales; Salicaceae.
AUGAAUGAACCUGCACCUGAGGAGAGCUCCAUCAGAGUAAGCACAAGUUUCUUUGAUGAUCAAAAAAUGAAAUCUUUACAAGAAUGGGACGAUGUUUUUGUUUCUUUGUUAUCAAUCUGGUCCUGUUUUUUCGUAAUUCAGAUGGAUGGUGAAAGCUCUGUGUACACUCUGAAUAAGGCACAUGCUUCUGUUGCCUUUGGGAAAUUCCAAAUGGAUGGUGAAAGCCCUGUGUACACUGUGGAUGAGGCACUUACUUCAGUGGGGUUUGGGAAAUUCCAGAUACUGGUGCUUGUUUAUGCCGGUCUAGGUUGGUUUUCAGAAGCAAUGGAACUUAUGAUUCUCUCUUUUGUCGGACCAGCGGUUAAGUCCCAGUGGGAUCUCUCCGACGACCAAGAGAGUCUGAUAUCAACCGUAGUCUUCGCUGGGAUGCUUGUUGGAGGAUUUUCUCUUGGCCUUAUUUCUGAUUGCUACGGGAGGAGGAAGGGUUUGUUAGGAUUAAAUCUUCUAACUUGCGUAGCUGGAGUAUUAAGUACUUUCUCCCCAAAUUAUGCAUCCCUGGUAACACUUCGUUUUUUCGUUGGCUUUGGCGUGGGCGGUGGAGAUGUAUUCGUCACCUGGUUCCUGGAGUUUGUUCCUGCUUCACAUAGAGGCAUAAGGAUGAUUUUCCUCUCAUUCUUCUGGACAUUUGGAACCAUUUUUGAGGCUGCGCUCGCAUGGAUUGUGAUGCCAGGAUUGGGUUGGAGAUGGCUACUUGGACUCUCCUCUUUACCAUCAAUUGCUAUGCUUCUCUUUUAUUCUCUAGUACCAGAGUCACCGAGGUAUUUAUGCACGAAAGGUAGAAUAACCGAUGCACAUAAAAUUCUUGAGAAGAUAGCUCGGUUGAACCAAUCAAAACUCCCUCCUGGAAUGCUUGUUUCUGAUAGUACAGUUGGACGGGAUGAAGAAUCUGCCAACUCAGAAUCUACCCCUCUACACUCCACAACUAGAAAAAUGGAUUUGGAUCUUAGAUCAGGUUUCUCGUCAUUGGUUACUCUUUUCUCAUCAAAAUUUGUUCGAACGACACUUCUUCUAUGGGCGUUAUGCUUUGGAAAUGUAUUCUCAUAUUACGGUAUCCUGUUGCUGGCUUCAGAGUUAAGUAGUGCGCAAAGCCAAUGUGGCUCAAGUAAUGCCAUGUUUUCAAAAAUUCUUCAGGAUGACAGCCUCUACGUAAAUGUAUUUAUUACUAGUUUGGCAGAGAUUCCUGGGCUUCUGAUAUCAGCAAUUAUGGUAGAUAGAAUUGGCCGCAAGUUUACGGUAGCAUUUCUGUUUGUAUUGGCUUGUAUUUCCCUUUUACCUCUGGUUCACCGUCAGCCUGCAACUUUAACAACAGUGUUGUUGUUCGGAGCUCGCAUGAGUACCAAUGGAGCCUUCACGGUUUCUGCAAUAUAUGGUCUGGAGUUAUAUCCAACGGCUUUGAGGGCAACUGCUGGUGGAGCUGCAGGUGCUGUAGGGAGAGUUGGUGGCAUGAUAUGCCCUCUUGUGGCAGUUGCACUGGUGACCAGUUGCCGGCUUACGGAAGCUAUCAUACUGUUUGAGGUUGUGAUGGCUAUUUCAACAGUCUGUGUCCUGCUUGUACGCGUUGAAACCAAGGGAAAGGAGUUGAGUGACAGCAUAGAUCAUGUAUCUGAUUCAGAGCAAGCUGCUGAUGUUCGGUAG